GUGAAUUAAGCUUAUCAUUUCAGAGUUCUACAUAAACAGAUAAAUCGUCCAUGCAUUAAAGAAAAACGUUGCAUUAAUUUCUUUGAUUAAAGCGUAUUUGCACAAUGUUGUACAGCGCUGUAUAUGAUAUUGCAUUUCAAAGAAUAUAAAGGAUAAAGUUUACUUAGGCAGUUCUAAUUGAUCUUUCAAGUCCUUAACUUAUUUCUGCAUCUUUGAACAUCUUAUUAGAAUAGUAGGACAGCAUGGAACAAGAACAAGAAAAGGGAGAGGAAACAUGUCUGACAGAAAAGAUGGGUCAAGGAGAAGGGUCAGGCAAAGGAGGACUCUGCCCAGGGAUCCUGUGGGGAAUACUAUGGUUCCUAAUACUAUGGUUCCUCGCAUGGCCAUUUGCAUUUUUUAUUGCAUGGUGGUAUAUAUUAUUUCUACCAUUCUGUGCAUGUAUCGACCCCUGCAAGGGUGUUUGUGAGACCCUACUAAAGCUUGUACAGCUGCCAUUGACUUGUGCUGAGAAUAUGAUUGCCAUGAAACCUCUAUGUGGAUGAUCAUGACUUUUAUGUGGUUGCUCAUGGAUUAGCAGACGACAAUUGGAUUUACUCGAAAAUAGUGCCUAUUACAUUUUAGACAAUUAAUAACAUUUUUAACUUCAAUUAGAUAAUUAUAGAAUUAUAUCAAUACAUCUGGUGCUUUAAAGAUGCAGACCUAAAGUAUCUCCAGUGUUUACAUAUAAUAACUGGUGCAGCUAGAAUUGGUCUGAAUCUUUAAUCAACUUACUUUUUUUGAUAAUGUUAUGUCUUUAGUAUUUCUAUGUAUUUAUUUAGAUAAGAAUAUGAAAAUGUUUUUAGUAUAAUUAUUAUUUAAUACACAACAUGAUACAAAUAUACAAUAUUUUGUUAAGAUUCA
This is a messenger RNA of Owenia fusiformis, 900 nucleotides long. The record is from the annotation of a GenBank genome assembly. Lineage: Eukaryota; Metazoa; Annelida; Polychaeta; Sabellida; Oweniidae.